CGGGGCGGGCGGGCCCGUGGUGGCUGAUGGGAUCGCGGGCGGGUGUAUGUUCCGGGUGGUUGGGCUGUUCGCUGCGCUGAGUUUGUCUGUGAUGAAGGGCCGUAUGUACUACGCGGUGAGGAGCGGCAGGAAACCCGGUGUCUACAGCAGCUGGAAUGAAUGUAAAGAGCAAGUAGAUAAAUUUCCCUGUGCCAGAUUUAAGAAGUUUGCAACUGAAGAAGAUGCGUGGGCUUUUGUAGAUGCUACAGCUUCAAAUUCUUCAAAAUCUACAGAAUGUGGUGACCAAAGCACACUUGUUGAUAAGGACUCUGAAUCACCGAGCUACAGUGGAGAAAAGCGUUUAAACAGUUCAUCUGAUAUUGAUGGGGAACCAAGCAUGAAACGUUUCAAAAGUACAGACGAGAACAGUACCUCGGAACUGAAAUUUACUUACAUGGGUGAUGCUGUUGUAGUUUAUACAGAUGGCUGCUGUACAUGUAAUGGGCGAAAGCGUUCUCGAGCUGGAAUCGGUGUAUACUGGGGAUAUGCUCAUCCCCUAAAUCUAAGUGAAAGACUUUCAGGAAGACAGACCAACCAGAGAGCAGAAAUUGUGGCAGCUUGUCGGGCAAUCGAGCAAGCAAAGGAGCAAAAUAUUGAAAAAUUGGUUAUUUUCACAGACAGCAUGUUCACAAUUAAUGGGAUCACAAAGUGGAUCAAAUCUUGGAAGAAUAAAGAUUGGAAGCUGAGUACAGGGGGACCAGUGAUCAACAGAGAAGACUUUGAAAGACUUGACAAACUGACCAGUGAUAUAAAUAUUGAUUGGAUGCAUGUACCAGGUCAUGCUGGCUUCACAGGAAAUGAAGCUGCAGACGUUUUAGCGAAGGAGGGUGCCAGAAAACCAGACUGCUAAACACAGGCAAAAGGGAUGUUCUGCAAGAAUGGAAGCCGAAAAUAUGUACAUAUCGACUUAUUAUUGCUUUGCUAAAACUGCUUCCAUUUUACUGGAUAAGGCUUCAUAUGCCAAGGAGUGAAUGCUUUAAUUUUGUGAAAAUAUCAAGUUCCUCUAUUCUACGCCACAAAAUCUCCACUUGUUGCUCUUCAAUAAUGUCACUCGCGCCUGGUUACUAUAAUCCACAACGGAAAUGGUUCUUUUUCUCAUCAAAUUCCCCACUACUGAGUGAGAUGCUGUACCCGGCAAGAUAGCAUGGAUAUCUGAAUUGGUCAAUUUGACAGAUAUUGAACCUGUAUUUUUGCUCCCAUUUUGUUGUAAAGCCUGCAUUAAAGAUGUGUCCCCUUUUUUAUACAGGCAUUAAAUUGUAUGUAUGUGAACUUUAUUUGUCAUUUUUUUUGUUAAUCAAUCUGCAGUCGGGAUGUUUUAAUCAGCUUAUCCCUUCAAUUAGGCCUGUUUUUAGGCCUUCUAAGGCUUCAAACUAAUAAAAAUUCAGAGCA
Callorhinchus milii (elephant shark) is the source of this 1428-nucleotide messenger RNA. RefSeq names its product ribonuclease H1 (gene rnaseh1). The record is from RefSeq and is a predicted model, not a curated record. Gene Ontology annotation, molecular function: RNA-DNA hybrid ribonuclease activity; magnesium ion binding; nucleic acid binding. Lineage: Eukaryota; Metazoa; Chordata; Chondrichthyes; Chimaeriformes; Callorhinchidae. The transcript has 8 exons. Gene Ontology annotation, biological process: DNA replication, removal of RNA primer. Bases 47 to 889 code for a protein of 280 amino acids.